Seminavis robusta is the source of this 513-nucleotide messenger RNA. The record is from the annotation of a GenBank genome assembly. Lineage: Eukaryota; Bacillariophyta; Bacillariophyceae; Naviculales; Naviculaceae.
AUGCUUCCCAGUUCCCACACAGCAGACAACAAGAAAUGGCUCCAAAGCAUCAAACAAAAAGUCCAAGAACAGUCCAAGUUUGACGAUGAGUCAUGGACGUACUUUAUCGAAAAAAUUGCGAUUAAGUUGAGACGCAAAAGCCACAGAGAUGGUCCGAUUACAAAGUCGCUCGUGAGACUUCUCGAUCUGGGUGUCAAGCAGGAAGCUCACCUAAAGAUAUUGGGUGAUGACGGGGACAAACUUGAGAAAAAAUUGAAUGAAGACUGGCAUGAUAGUAUUUCUAACGUCAUUUCUUGCUACCACAUUUUUGAGUGCAUCCAGCCGCAAAAGAGUAAGAAUCACGGCGAUCAGACAGUGACUCCAGGAUCCAAACCCACUCCGUGUCGAGCGGCCCUUCAAAAACUGGUUGAGGAAAUCGAAGGGACAGAAUUUGACGUCACAUGGUGUGGUGUCGAUGGAUGCUUUUCAAGGCAAAUCAAAGAUUCCAAAGUGUCGAGAAACAACAAUUCUUAG